UAGUCUUAGCCAGUUCAUUUCACGGCUGGAUGGUCUUAGGCAAACACGUGUCUUGCUCCCAAUGAACCGCUUGGGCAAGUACACGUAAUCCUAUUUGCGGAUUGGUCAAUGAACAGAAAUUAUAAUAAUACCCCCGCUGUAUUCUAACUGUACAUGUGUACUAAAGUAGUAGUUUGCGGGCCAAUGCGGGAACAAAACACGAUGACUGCAAACAGACGACUUCUCAUUCUUCCACUUCUCGUUGCAUUUCUCCUCCUCUCGUGCUUGGGGGUUGAUUCUGGACAGACAGAUGGGGAUCAAGACAUAAAACAAGACACAAAACCGAAGAAGAAAAAAGAUAUACGCGAUUACAACGAUGCUGACAUGGAACGACUGUUCAUGGAAUGGGAGGAACAUGAGGAUGAACAUGACCCUGAUGACCUUUUGGAGCAUGAGCGACCUCCUCCCAAAGUUGACCUGUCCCAGAUUGACCCCAGCAACCCUGAGUCAGCAAUAAAACUGACCAAGAAGGGCAAGACUCUCAUGAUGUUUGUCACGGUGGCGGGAAACCCGACUGAGGAGGAGUCAGAAAAGAUCACCAACCGCUGGCAAAGUAUGCUGUUCAAUGCAAACUACCAGUUCAAGAGAUAUCCAGUGAGCAGUAAUCGAGCUAUCUUCCUGCUGUCAGAUGGCAGUUUGGCCUGGGAAAUCAAGGAUUUCCUCAUCCAACAGGAUGAAUGCGAAGAGGUCACCAUUGAAAGUCAGGUCUACUAUGGCAAAGGAUCGGGGAAAGAGGUAGAUGGGAAAGCCAAGAUCGUUGGCUUGGAUGACGUCGGAGACGGUAAACCAGACAAGAAAAAGAAGAGCCAGCCAAAGGCGGCCAAACAGAAGACGAAAUCUAAGGCUUCGUCGGGCAAGCCAGAUGAUUCCAAACAGGAUUCUAAGAAAGAUCGCACCAGGACAGUCGAACCAACCAAAGACAAGUCGGAGGAGAAUGCUACGGGCAAAACCUCAAAGAGAGACUCAAAAGAAAGCAAGAAGGAAGACAAAAUAUUGUCGGAAGAUGUAGAAAAAGACAAGGAUGGCAUCUUCUUCCAGCAAAAUGAUGAGGACACAGGGGACAAAGAGCUUGGUGAUCCCACUGACAAGGCUAGCGCCGAAAAGGACAAACAAAAAGAGGAAUUAUAAACCCAAUUACAUCAAAGGCAAAGAAAAAUAACAUUAGCCUUUAAAUGUUGUGGCAGGAUUUUUCUUUUACUUGCUCUAUUGGUGCAGUGGCAUUCCCAACAACUCUUACAAUAUCCAAGGAUUUGGGUGAUUCUCUUUUUGCUUAUUUCAGAGGCUUUGGCAGUGAAUACUCAGAAUAUUAGCAUACCUUGAAGUUUUUUACACUCAUGUUUUUUACUUUCAUUUGUCCUUUUUAGGGGGUAACCCUUCAAGGUUUAAAAAUUACUUUCACUCGGAUGCAAAUCAACAAUUCUGAUGAAAUGUUUGCAGUAAGUAUGUGGGUGAUUCACAACAGUGUGCCUCCAUGAGUUUGCAACACCGUGGUCAAUCACAAUAAGCGAAAUCUGUCGACACAGUGCAUGUAUGGAAACGGUUGACAGAUUUCACGCAUUGCGAUGGGCCAACGCCUUGUAAACUCUUGGAGGCGCACUAUUGUAAAUCGCCGGUAUUGAAGUUGAGGGAAGAUGUUCAGCAGUACUAAGAAACCCACCAAAAUAAUUUUCACCCUUCAAGAGAAAGUAAGCACUUAAUUUUGAAGUACAUGGAAAUUUGCUUUUUCUGUUGAGUUUUUAUAAAUAGUAAUCUUAGAUUUUAUUAUCAUACAAGUGGACAUGGCUUAUUUAGAUUUAAUACCUCAAAUUAUUAACCUUUCUUGUCCCUUUGGAUUUCACAGGGUGUUAUCUAGUUUUCUAGUUCAACAAAUCUUCAAUUGAAAAUGCUUAUUACUGGUGUUCGUGGCCACCACCACAAAAGAAGUACGUUUACCCUAAUGUAACCAUGAGUUCUGGCGGAGUUCUUGAACAUUUGCCUGCCUUCCAUUCGUUUUACAAUUUGCACGUGUUGUAUAUUUAUUUGGGAUUAGUUGAUGGAAAAUGAUUCCAUAUGCUUGACAAAAGUGCCUCUAGGUACGUGAAUUUCGUGCUACAUUCAAACAUUAAAAAAUAAGAAACUCACUCUUGGUAAAGUCCACGCAGAAUUGGGAUUAUGCAGAAACUGUACUUAGAGCAUGAAAAAAAUGCGACCAAACGUCACACUAGUUCAAAUACAAUAUCUUGGUUUUAUUUUCAGAAGUUCCUACACUGAAAUACUUGUUUACUUUGUACAAAUAUCCCAAAAAUAUUAAAAUCACUCCAUUUCUGAAAAUCUUGACACUUGUACUUGGAAGAUUCUUCACUAUGAUGACAGUAAUGCCCAUCACGUUAACUUGUGACAAGCUCCUCUUGUACUGUUGACCGGAAGUUUCACGUUUCUUCCGGUCAUCUUUGGAAUAACUCCUUUCCAAAUGAAAAACAUCACCUUUAAUAGAUUUCAAUAAAUAAAUACAGAAUGGGACUUUUCCAAGUGUGAA
This is a messenger RNA of Acanthaster planci (crown-of-thorns starfish), 2554 nucleotides long. Its product is annotated as LRP chaperone MESD-like. Lineage: Eukaryota; Metazoa; Echinodermata; Asteroidea; Valvatida; Acanthasteridae. Gene Ontology annotation, biological process: protein folding. The record is from RefSeq and is a predicted model, not a curated record.